Mesocestoides corti is the source of this 2433-nucleotide messenger RNA. NCBI's taxonomy places the organism in Eukaryota, Metazoa, Platyhelminthes, Cestoda, Cyclophyllidea, Mesocestoididae. The record is from the annotation of a GenBank genome assembly.
AUGAGUUUGCAGCCGGCCUGUGCUAGUGGAUAUGAUCCCUUUGACAACUACGGUAGAAGUAACCACUUGAGUGGCACAUUACAUGAAUCCUGCGAUUUAUCCUCAUAUCAAAGUGUUGACCCUGCCGGCUCCUCGCUUGACCAUCAGCGGCAGUUUCACGUAGCUGUGUCACAACAGGAUGAAACAGCCCUUUAUUCCAGUUCAUUUUUUUCUGACUCGAUUCUUCAAUCAUGUGACAGCAUUGCAGAUGUUCCUACCCAGCAGUUGACCAGCUACGCAGUGUAUAACGUAACAAAUUAUCAUCCUAAUCCGAGCCAACCGAACUACACCGGCCCCUAUGAUACCAAGCAAACUGAAUACACUGUUUAUGAAUUGUCAAACGCAGGUGAUUAUAGUACCACAUCUGCAAAAAAUGUUGGCGGUAGCAAUGCAGGCACUCUGUACUACGAAAAUGCAUUGACAAAUGUGGACCAAACUGUAUAUUCAAGCCCACAAAACACAGUUCCCUUAAAUGAGGUCCAGUACACCGAAAAUUACCCUUCGUGCCAACCCAUAUCGUAUCCUGCAUACCGAUCAGACGGCUUUUAUAAUUACGCUUCAGCACAGGAGGUGUCGUCGGCUUCCACAUACCCUAACUUGUACAAUGCAGGCUGCGGAAAUGAGUCUCAGUGCACGUUCGAUCAUCGAAGCAACUGCCAAGUUCCAGUACAAAAUCCAGAAUCAAUAUUCACAUCUGCUGAAUAUUCCCGGCCGCCUCGCUUUGAACCUCAUUUAAACCACUUUAAUGUUUACCAAUCUUCCUAUAUGGAUAGUCAGUCGUCAAUGCCAACAGCUUACCCUGAACCUGCAUUCUACGUGAAUAAUCACCUCAUGGUAUCGUCAAAUUGUAACGAGCCACAGGAAACGUACCAGCGCUGUCAACUAAACGUCUAUCAACACAAUCAUGCUACCCAAUACGUUGGUCAGUUCAAUGAACCGGUUCAGCCUAUUUGGCGCGAUCAGUCCUCUGGUAGUCAACUGUCACAAUGGCCUUUUCAGCCAUCGGAUUCCUGCGGUUACCCAGAAAAGUCAAAUCAAGUUGAGAUGUACAAUUCUAACCAGUCUUACGCAUAUGACCAGCAGCCACAUACAUUCAGUUUCACCGAAGCCUAUCCUUCGACUGCACAAACGAAUGCACAGGGUUUGCAGACUUUAACAAAGCCAGUUCAAAAUUUUGAAAGGCCCAGCUCUGCAGCCAAGACUCAAGAUCCCGCAAUUCGAGAAUCAGAACAGGAUCAAUCUCUCAGUCCGGAAUUAGGCGACAACGACGACAGUGCUCCUUCACCUUCUCAACCUGGGUCACCAUGUGAACCGGUACACGAGUAUGCAUGUUCCCAUUGUCACAAGCGAUUCGAUCGGCCUAGUCAUCUUGAAAUUCACUUUCGUACUCACACGGGAGAGAAGCCAUUUCGUUGCCGCAUUUGUUCUAAAGCCUUCUCUCAGGCUUCUAAUCUACAACGUCAUGUCAAGUCUCACAAAACCUGGCCAGGAAUGCGCCCGAUCGGUGGCAAGAUAUGCUCUAACCACCUCCUGGUAAAGCCCUCCCGUUCAGUAAUGCUAGUAGCGACCAGGGUUCCGGUCGUAUCAACUUCUCAAAUGCAAACUUACUGCCUUGCGAACAACCAUUUUGAAUGUGGAUUUUGUGGAAAACGGUUUGAUGGGUUUCAGAAGUUGCGUUCGCAUAUGGUGGAACACAAUGAUGAGAAGGUCUACCAGUGUAUUGUAUCUUCUUGCUUAAAGACUUUUACGGAGCUCGAGUCCUUCGUGGAUCACCUGAAUGUGUCCCACGAUCUCUCUGAUUCUAAGUGGCUGCGCUGUAGCAAAUGUGACAAGGAGUUCGAAAGUAAGUACGCGCCGCUUAGACACACCUGUCACCUUGAUGCCCAAUUUGCAGACACCGACGAUUUGCUCGGUUUGGAUUGCUGCGCUUGCACCUGCUCAAUGAACAUUCCGCAGCCAGUGUGUCCGGAGUGUCCUCAGUCAAGUCUGCACGAAUUAAAGCCCUUGGGAUGCCAGUACUGGCUGAAGCAACAACACCAAAAAGGUAUAUUCACGAAAAAACCAUCCCGUCCGCCACAGCCGGCACAACCUACCGUUGCACUUUCUCAGGAUACACUGACAGUUGCAAGUGAACCCACGCAGCCGCCCGAGGACUCUGGUAGUGCGCGACAAUUUCAGGGUGCUUCAACGGAGCCCUCUCCAAAUUGCCUCAAAGACUUACAUGUCCUCCUCGGCACCACCGGUAACCACAAACGAAGCAACAGGCGACGACCAGCCUCUCUUUCCCUCGCUUGUCCUAUUUGUGGUCGAUUGUUUAAGAAACAAAAGUUUUUCGAUGAUCACUGCAUACUUUGUCAGCAGGCAAGUCGAACUGGCAUCACUGCUAUCCUCUAA